Molecule: messenger RNA, 1545 nt
Organism: Penicillium mononematosum
Lineage: Eukaryota; Fungi; Ascomycota; Eurotiomycetes; Eurotiales; Aspergillaceae
Product: aminoglycoside phosphotransferase family protein
Exons: 6
Coding region: 1-1545 (514 amino acids)
Cellular component (GO): mitochondrion
Source: RefSeq, a predicted model, not a curated record
AUGAGGGCCAUUUCGAGAUUGUUUAGUCGAUCAUACAAGACCUCGCCGGGAAAAUUGAGCUCUUGGUGUGGUAAUCAUGAUCUGUUUGAGUACACUUCUGGGCGUUUUCUAUUCAAUGAAAAGCUCCGGCGCGCUGAGCGCCAUCUUAGAUUCGAUGUGGAUGCACUUGCUAGAGCAAUAUGUCAUUCUGUCAGCCGACAUCUCAAUGACGUGGUUUCAAUCACCAAACUCGCUGAAGGGGGUUUCAACCGUGUUCUGCAAAUCACCUUCGAUGAUGGCUAUGCCGUGCUUGCAAGACUACCCUACAAAACAACUGUGCCCAAGCACUACUCUGUGGCUAGCGAGGCAGCCACUCUCGCUUUCCUGCGUUCUCAUGGCGUCCCUGUCCCGGAAGUUCUUGGGUAUUCUCCGGAUCACGCAAACACCGUUGGAGCCGAGUACAUUUUGCUCGAAAAGACCGACGGAACGCCCUUAAGUGAUCAGUGGUUUUCUAUAGAUACGAAGACCCGAGUCAAGAUAAUGAAGCAGAUUGUCGAGGCAGAGAAACAAUUCAUGAGCAUCCGCUUUCCAGCGAAUCAAAUUGUCAUCGGUCCAAAUCAGGAGCGGGCUUUACUAGAGAUUGACCGUGGUCCAUUUUUGACUCGAACAGGGAAUACCUUUACUGCAUGCUUCGACGCACCUGCCAGGCGAGAAACGGACUUCUGUGAACGAUUCGGCAAACCCCGUCUUCACAAGCGAUCUCCCGCUCGACACCAGCUUCUCCUUUCCGACUAUCUGAAGCUAGUGCCCUAUCUCGAAGUCCCACCAGACCACCCUCUAUCUCGGCCAACUCUCCGCCAUCCGGACUUUUCUCCUAAUAACAUCUUAUGGGCAUCAUUUGACUGGCAGCAUGCGGUAGUCCUACCACUCUGCCUAUGUGCCGGCAUACCGAACCAUUUUCAGAAUUGGGGCGAUCCAUUAUCAGAAACUUUGGCUAAACCAGAGGUCAAACUACCGGAAAAUUUCGACCAGCUAAGCCAGGAAGAGCAAGCAAUGGUCCAGGAGACGAUGCGGAUACGGAUUGUCCAUUUCUACUAUGCGGCAUUGACUAUGACGCGCAUGCCAGAUCAUUUUGAUGCUUUCCGAGACGAAAACUCCAUGCUUCGAGCCAAGCUAUUCCAUUGUGCCGGGGCCCCUUGGGAAGGCGACUCCCUCUCAUUGAAGCACGCUCUUAUACAGGCAUAUCGGAAUUGGCCGAUGUAUCUUGAUGGAGAAUCGAAACAUGCACAGUCUGCCGAGUUUCCGGUCCAUUAUUCCGAGGAAGAGAUUGAGCAGUGCCUAAAUGAGUACAAGCAGGAGCAGGAGAAGUUGCAAGAAUUGGUGGAGAUGAGGGAUCUCAUAGACACGGACGCUCUUGGUUGGGUUCCAAAUGAGGACGAGCUUGAAAAGUCCAUGGCGGUCAUCCAGGCCAUCAAGGAAGGCUUGAUGGCAAAUUCAAGCACCGAAAUUGAGAAGACGGCGCUCCUGGAUCACUUCCCUUUCGACGAUCAUGAUGAACAUGCAUGA